Molecule: messenger RNA, 4467 nt
Organism: Rhinocladiella mackenziei CBS 650.93
Lineage: Eukaryota; Fungi; Ascomycota; Eurotiomycetes; Chaetothyriales; Herpotrichiellaceae
Exons: 1
Coding region: 1-4467 (1488 amino acids)
Biological process (GO): transmembrane transport
Cellular component (GO): membrane
Molecular function (GO): ATP hydrolysis activity; ABC-type transporter activity; ATP binding
Source: RefSeq, a predicted model, not a curated record
AUGGCGCGUCCAGAUGACGAGAAGGAUCUCACACGCGCCAUCAGCCAGACCAACGUUGAAGAAGAGGGCCUGGCAAAGGAAAAUGAGGCCGUGCAAUAUCUGGAAGUCCCGAAAGACCUCAGAAGAACCGGGCGAGGAAGAAGCGAAGACAGCACACGACUGGAAAAAACCGAGUCCACGGCCACCGAUUUUACGGAUGCCAGCAAUUCAGGCCCAGCCGAUAUACAAGCCAAAGAAAAGGCGCCAUGGCAUCGCAGACUAAACCCCCUCAGGCGAAAUCCUCCACCAAUACCGGAAGAGAGAACUGUCUGUCGGGAGUACGAUGCAAGCUUCUUUAGCUUGUUAACCUUCCAAUGGAUGAAUCCUCUAAUGGCCACGGGAUACAAGCGCCCAAUUGAAUUGAAUGAUAUUUGGCUUGUAAAUCCUGACCGAAGCUCCGGGACUAUGAUGGACUUGUUAAUGGCCUCGUUCAAACGGCGGACUCAGCGAGGAGAACGAAAUCCCCUGACAUGGGCUCUCUUUGAUACUUUCCGAGGUGAAUUCUUGUUGGGCGCUGCCUGCGCUCUGUUUUCAGCCCUGCUUCAGGUCUUCUCGCCAUUUACCACACGCUACCUCAUCCAAUUCGCUACGGAUGCAUGGGUCGCUGACAAAACGGGUGGCAAAGCUCCCAAUAUUGGUCAUGGCAUUGGUUUGGUGAUCGGCAUCACAUUUAUGCAAAUUUGCCAGACCAUGUCGACCAACCACUUCCUGUACCGUGGCAUGGUGGUCGGGGGGGAAUGUCGGGCGGUUCUGAUCAAUGCGAUUUUUGAAAAAUCCCUUGUGAUCUCCGGAAGAGCUAAAGCAGGUGGGAAAGCCUUGAAGGACGAAGAAACGUUCAAUGGUAUCGCUGAAACGACGGAAGAGAAGCCUGCGAACCGACCAUUCCUUGCUCGUUCCCUGUCAAAACGGCUCCAUCCCAAGGGUGGGCCGAAGGUCACACCCGACAAGGCCGUCGGAGUUGCGGGAGAUGGGACCGGAUGGAAUAACGGGAAGAUUGUCAACUUGAUGAGUGUUGACACCUACCGUAUCGACCAAGCCUCGGGCAUGUUUCAUAUCAUUUGGACCUCACCCGUUCAGAUCAUUGUGGUGUUGGUCGUCCUUUGUGUCAACCUUGGCUACAGUGCUCUGUCCGGGUACGCUCUGCUCAUCAUCAUGCUGCCUCUCCUAACCAAAGCCAUCAAGUCUCUUUUCGCCAGAAGAAAGAAAAUCAAUAAAAUUACCGAUCAACGUGUCACGCUCACUCAGGAAAUUCUGGGCUCGGUGCGGUUUGUCAAAUUUUUUGGCUGGGAAACUAGCUUUCUGGACCGUCUGAAGGAACUUCGCAAGCGGGAAAUCAGAGCCGUCCAAAUAUUGUUGUCAAUCAGAAAUGCCAUCAAUGCGGUCGCCAUGUCGAUGCCGGUGUUUGCGUCCAUGCUAGCCUUCAUCACCUAUUCACUAUCUGAUCAUGGGCUGUCUCCUGCUCGAGUUUUCUCAUCCCUGGCUCUUUUCAACUCUCUCAGGAUGCCACUUAAUUUGCUGCCUUUGGUCCUGGGCCAAGUGACGGAUGCCCAAACAGCACUGAACCGUAUCCAGGAAUUCCUGCUCAGUGAAGAACAACAAGAGGAGAUCACCUGGGACGAGAACAUGGAAAGUGGGGUGGAGGUUCAGCAUGCCUCUUUCACUUGGGAGCGGACCGCUACCCGAGACAAGGAGAGGGCCGGCACAUUCCAGACAAGGGGUGAACUCAUGGCGGCGAGGAGAGCGGAAAAGGAGAGGAAGAAGGCUCAAAAGAAAGCAGAAAAGGCGGCAAAGAAGAAUAAGAAAUCACCAGCGGGUUCCAACGAAGAUAUCUCGAGUGAAUCCACCGAAGCCGAGCCUUUCAAGUUGCACGAUAUGGAUUUCACGGCGGGUCGAAACGAAUUACUGGCCGUCAUUGGAACCGUCGGUUCAGGUAAAACGUCUCUACUUGCUGCCCUUGCGGGAGAUAUGCGAAAGACGGGCGGCAAAGUCAAGAUGGCAUCUUCUCGUGCAUUCUGUCCACAGUAUGCCUGGAUUCAAAACGCGACAGUCAAAGAGAAUAUUCUGUUUGGAAAGCCCUUCAAUCCGAAGUGGUAUAAAGAAGUGGUGGAUGCCUGUGCCUUGAGACCCGACCUCGAGAUUCUCCCCGCUGGAGAUCAGACCGAGAUCGGCGAACGAGGAAUUACCCUUUCGGGCGGCCAGAAACAGCGGCUGAACAUUGCUCGAGCAAUUUAUUUUGACGCCGACAUUGUCCUUAUGGACGAUCCCCUCUCGGCCGUCGACGCUCACGUUGGACGGCACAUCAUGGACAAAGCUAUUUGUGGCCUGAUGAAGGACAAAUGCAGGAUCUUAGCUACUCAUCAGCUUCAUGUCCUCUCAAGAUGCGAUCGAAUCAUAUGGAUGGAAGACGGUCACAUCCAAGCCAUUGAUACGUUCGACAACCUUAUGAAUACUAGCGUUGAUUUUCAAAAAUUGAUGGCGACCACAGCUCAAGAGGAUACUGCACUGGCAAAGGCCAAAAGCGCGGAAGACAACGACAAGAAACCCGAAAAGAAGAAUAAAAAGGGCAAGCCAGCAGCACUGAUGCAGCAGGAAGAACGCGCGGUCGAAUCUGUGAGCUGGACCGUCUGGCGAGCUUACAUCGGCGCGUCUGGGUCGUUCAUUUUCUGGCCUCUGAUCUUCAUUGCGCUCGUCUUGUCGCAAGGAUCCAAUAUUGUCACCAGCUUGUGGCUGAGUUGGUGGGUGAGCGAUAAAUUCGGUUUCUCCGAAGGGACCUACAUUGGCGCAUAUGCCGCCCUCGGCCUCUCGCAGGCAUUGCUUCUGUUUAUGUUUUCCACCAUCCUCUCGACGAGCGGAACCAAUGCUAGUCGAGUUAUGUUACAAAAAGCGAUGACACGGGUAUUACGCGCCCCAAUGUCUUUCUUCGACACCACUCCGCUGGGCAGAAUCACCAAUCGGUUUUCAAAGGAUGUCGACUCGAUGGACAACAGUUUGACCGACGCCAUGAGGAUGUACUUCCUGACGCUAGCCAUGAUCUUAUCGGUUUUUGCCCUUGUCAUUGCCUACUUUCACUAUUUUGCGGUCGCCCUUGGACCAUUAUUUAUUUUAUUUUUGUUUGCAGCAAGCUAUUACCGCUCAUCGGCACGAGAGAUCAAAAGACACGAGGCAGUCCUUCGAUCUACGGUUUUUGCACGAUUUUCCGAGUCCAUCUCCGGGGUGGCAUCUAUUCGGGCAUAUGGCCUCCAAACUUACUUUACAGCACGAGUUCGAGAUGCGAUUGACCAGAUGGAUUCAGCAUAUUUCUUGACAUUUGCAAACCAACGGUGGCUGUCGACUCGACUUGACGCCAUUGGAAAUUUGCUGGUUUUUGUCACGGGCAUCCUUGUGGUGACGGAUCGCUUCAACGUUAAUCCUAGCAUAGCGGGGCUGGUUUUGUCAUACAUUUUGGCGAUUGUCCAGAUGAUUCAGUUUACCGUGCGGCAGUUGGCUGAGGUGGAGAAUAACAUGAACGCAACCGAACGACUGCACUAUUAUGGCUCCGAGUUGGAACAAGAGGCGCCCUUGAAGGCUAGAGAAGUCCCCAAAUCAUGGCCCCAGACAGGAGCCAUCACAUUCAACAAGGUGGAAAUGCGAUAUCGCCCGGAAUUGCCCCUCGUUCUUCACGGGUUGGACUUCCAUGUUUCGGGUGGGGAGAGAAUUGGGAUCGUGGGUCGGACAGGUGCUGGCAAGUCAUCCGUCAUGUCCGCACUUUUCCGCUUGACGGAGCUCUCCAGCGGGCAAAUCUUGAUUGACGACAUUGAUAUUGCCACCGUCGGUCUGUACGAUCUGCGAUCACGUCUAGCGAUCAUUCCCCAGGAUCCCACCCUAUUCCGCGGAACGAUACGAUCGAAUCUGGAUCCGUUCAAUGAACAUUCCGAUCUUGAGCUUUGGGCAGCACUCCGCAAGGCUGACCUUGUGGGAGAAGAGAUGGCGACUGCGGAGAAGACCAGUCGACCUCACACCGCCGAAACGGUGGCAACAUCAACGUCGAACGUGAAUGCGCCAGCAGGACCCAGUCGUAUCCAUCUGGACAGUCUGGUGGAAGAAGAGGGAUUGAAUUUCUCACUUGGUCAAAGGCAGUUGAUGGCCUUAGCUCGGGCGUUGGUUCGGAACUCGCAAAUUAUUGUCUGCGAUGAGGCAACGUCGUCAGUCGAUUUUGAAACGGAUGAGAAGAUUCAGCGGACGAUGCGGACAGGGUUUGCAGGCAAGACGGUUCUUUGCAUUGCGCAUCGACUCAAGACCAUCAUCAGUUACGACCGGAUUUGUGUGAUGGACAAGGGCCGGAUUGCGGAAUUGGACACGCCCAUCAACCUUUUUGAGGCGAAUGGGAUAUUCCGCAGCAUGUGCGACAAAAGUCAUAUCGUGCGGGAAGACUUUUUCCGAGAGUCAUGA